AGCUGCGAAGGCGACUGAUAGCAAAAAUGUUUAACAAGUGUUCCGUGUUUGUAGCUCUUAUCUGCAUUGGGUUUGUCUCAUGUGGUACUGUGGUGAGACGUGAUGCUCCCGCUCCCGCAAAGGAAGUUACCCUUCAGAGUGCUAUUGAUGACACAAAUGCAUUUUUCCUAAAGUUAUUCAAUGUCACUAGCAACGAGGAGGCUGAAAAGAAAUUGAAGGAGGGUGGCCAAAAUUUGAUAACCACUGCUGAUGCCUUCCUUGGAAAGAUUAAGACUGAGGCUGACAAGUUCAAGGAUUCUGAUGCCUUCAAGCAACUGCACGACAGCGCCGUCGCCUUCGGAGAAGAUCUGAAGAAGAAGCACCCUCAAACUGCUGCUGAUGUCGAGGAUGUGGGCAAAUCGCUUACAAACUUGACCUCCAAAAUUGGUGGUCUCGGCGAUACCGAAGAAGCAAAACAAUUGAACGCAUUGGGCCAAGCAUUCGCUAGUGAAAUUGCAAAGGCAGCAACUAACUUGUUUAACUCAGUUGGCAAAGCUCCACAAUAAAUUUAAUCAAUGACAUUGCA
This is a messenger RNA of Drosophila willistoni, 565 nucleotides long. RefSeq lists its product as uncharacterized. Lineage: Eukaryota; Metazoa; Arthropoda; Insecta; Diptera; Drosophilidae. Bases 27 to 545 code for a protein of 172 amino acids. The record is from RefSeq and is a predicted model, not a curated record. The transcript is spliced from 2 exons.